AUGAGUCACGAAGAAGCGAAGCAUAUUCCUUCAAGGAGAACACCCAUUGGAUUAAAAGGGAUCGAUACUAUCACGAUUAAUGCUGCUAGAGAAAUGCAUACAAAGACAGUGAGGGCCCGUUUCCCACCUAACAGAAUUCCUAACCCUGCUACGACUACAACUACAACUAAAACUAACACCAAUAUAAAAGUGGGUAUGGACAGUAUCAUGUGGAAUGAUAUUUUUAGUGCUAAAAACAGUACAUUAGUUACAAAUACAGCAACUGACAGCAGAACUAUGGCAGAAACAGUUACUGCAAUGGCACCACCAAUGAUGGCCCCUGCAAAGUUAACAAAGUUGCGUCAUAAGUGUAAUAAUCCAAAUAAUCCACCUUGCUUACAUUGUGGAACUAUGAUAAUUCCAUCACCUACUGCAAGAAUGCCCUUAGAAGAUAUACCCUCUAUUUCGAUUGACAAUUGGACUAUCACUUCUUGUAAAAAACCUAUUUUAAACUCUGUUGAACUAGAAACAUGGGAAUCUAAAUAUUUGCCUGGAUUAAGAGCAUUACCUGAGAUGAUCUUUGGAAACAAUUUUAUUAAGAUUGAAAAUAUAAAACAUAGCUGGCAAAUCGAAUUUAAUGCCUUAGAUGCAUUGAAAUUAGUGUCGUUAGAAGAUGCAGGCAUCCGUGUUGCCUAUUCCAAAGAUUGGAUCGAGUCUAAGAAACGUGUAAAUCAAAACAAAAAUAUAAAUAAGAAGAAUAAUGAAAUUGAAGUCCACGAAGUUGAAAUUGAUAAACUUUUACAAAUAGUGAAACAUUACGAUUGGACCUAUACUACUGAGUAUAAAGGGACGAUACAUACAAAGGAAAAAUCAGGGGAAGAUGAUAAAUAUAUCUUCCAGAGAGAUGAUUCUUUAGAAUUACCAAUAGAGAAAUUGUCACGCCCGGACCCAAUUUUAUAUUUUGAUGAUAUGAUAUUAUAUGAAGACGAAUUGGCAGAUAAUGGCAUAUCUUUACUGACGUGCAAGAUAAGAGUGAUGAAUGAAAGAUUAUUACUAUUAAUGAGAUUCUUUCUUAAUGUUGAUGACGUGAUACUAAGAGUCUACGAUACGAGAGUUUAUGUAGAAUUUAACACAAAUGAAAUAAUCAGAGAGUUUAAGAAAUAUGAAGGUGAUAACGAGACACUCCAAAGAUAUAGUAGGAUAGCCAAUUCAAUGGAUCCUAAAGCGUUAUUAAGAGACAGUGAUUGGGUUGUCAAACAUUUACCACUAAAAACUAGAGAAUGUGAAUAUCUUAAAUUUAGUGAUUAA
Messenger RNA from Arxiozyma heterogenica, 1287 nucleotides. RefSeq names its product Tip41p (gene TIP41). The transcript has a single exon. Lineage: Eukaryota; Fungi; Ascomycota; Saccharomycetes; Saccharomycetales; Saccharomycetaceae. Gene Ontology annotation, cellular component: cytosol. The record is from RefSeq and is a predicted model, not a curated record. Gene Ontology annotation, biological process: TOR signaling. The coding region runs from base 1 to 1287 and encodes 428 amino acids.